Messenger RNA from Phytophthora nicotianae INRA-310, 1676 nucleotides. RefSeq lists its product as hypothetical. The transcript has 2 exons. Bases 38 to 1480 code for a protein of 480 amino acids. The record is from RefSeq and is a predicted model, not a curated record. Gene Ontology annotation, biological process: dephosphorylation. Gene Ontology annotation, molecular function: phosphatase activity. NCBI's taxonomy places the organism in Eukaryota, Oomycota, Peronosporomycetes, Peronosporales, Peronosporaceae.
CUCUUCCAAUCUCAUCCAAAGUCGCAAUCCAGGAGACAUGGUGCGCGCCUUCCGUGUCGCCUCUGCGCUGAUGCUCGCAGUCUUGGCCAACGGAGCCAUCUCGGCCGAUCAAGCUCCACCAAGUGAACUCCGCCGCCUGGUAACGCUCUCUCGUCACGGAAGUCGGGCUCCGAACGACGUGGUGAAGUUUACGUGCCCGCGCAAUAAAGCCAACCUGGACGCGUACAAGGUGCCACUCACUCAGCUCACGGAGAUCGGUAUGAAGCAGCUGCAAGCUGUCGGCGAGCACAUCCGUCACACAUACAUGGUGGACGAACCAAAGCACGAGGAAGCCUUCCUGUCUCGCUCGCUUAACGGUGUUAACCACUCUCAUUUCGAGGCGUAUUUCCGAGCCGACGCCGCGACGCGUUGCUCUCAGAGUGCCACAGCGGUGGGCUACGGCCUCUACCCAGACGGAACGGGCCCACAAGGUUUCCCGCGCCAGCCUGUGCCCAUUACCAUGCAACUCGUGGAAAACGAGCAUGCCUUUGCUGCUCCUAAGGGCCCCUGCAAAAGUACCUUAGACGCGGAUCUCGCUGUGUACGCUGAAACCCGUGCGCCAGAGCUCUUUGGCCAGUAUCGCGACGUCCUCGAUCAGCUGGGUGAGGCCUGUGGUGUCGCUGUCAAAGAUAUCCCCAACUUGCCUGAUGGUGAAGAUGUCGUGCUGGGCGUGAAGGAUUUGGCAGAUAUGUUUGUCUUCGACCGUGACGAAGGCCUGCCACUUCUCGAGGGGAUAACGGUUGAAGCUCGCAAAAAACUGGAACAGUUAGCCUUCACUAACCUCAUGGAACGAUAUUACUCGACGGACCGCGAAAUUACGUACUGGGUGGGUGGUUUUAGCGAUUUGCUUCUCAACACGCUCCAGGGUGGAGCAGUCCUGACGGCGCCAUCGCCUGCAGAGUACCGAUACUUCUCAUUCCAUGGUCAUCGAGAGCUGCUUCACGGCCUGGGUAUGAUGCUGGGCUGGGAGUUCCACUUCAAGGGACUACCAACAGCUCUCAACGUGUCAUCCCUCCACCCCGGAACCACCAUGUUCUUCGAAUUGCGCGCCCGCGAAUUCACCACCGAAGAGGCUGAGAAGCAGCCAGAAGCCAAGGAAUUCUACUUUGUGCGAACGUACAUGUGGUCGCCGUACACUGAUCGUGAGCAGAUCAAGCUGACAAAAUGCUCAGUUGCGGAUUGCCCGCUGGAUGAGUUCAACAAGAUCAUCACGAACCACAUCGCUGGAACCGGCACUUGGGAGACUAUCUGCAACUACCACCAGCCAACUCUGGAUGAAGCUCAAGCGCCACUGGCACAGGGAGCCGUUGUGGAGGUCAACCGCGGCUUCGCACACUACUCUUUCGUUACGGUCAUCGGGAUUGCUAUGGCGAUUGGGCUGGCGCUCGCGGCCUACAAGGUCUACACUGCUCGUCGCCGCGGGUACACCAUGGUGGGGUAAGCGAUGGAUCAAUGCUGGUCAUACCAGCAAAACAGGAAGAAAUAGCUACCAGAAGCUCUCUUUUAACAUCCUUAGAACAAAAUAAACGUCAGCGCCAGCUUGACUGGCCGCACUACGUUUGCGAAAGCCACUUGUCUGGCAGGAAUUUAUUGUUGAAGGCGAAAUUCCUGGAGCUUCGCGACCAAGGCAUCAACGU